UCCUGCCUCUUAAUCCACUUGUUGAUCGGAGCAGGAGGCGGUCUGCGACUUAAACCUUCACUCAAACAGCUCCAACAAUGUCGGAAACUGACGGAUAAACGGCGCCAAAAACACAGCAGCGCAGCCGGCGGUGGAGCACUAUGUUCGGCCUGAGGGAAGCCGGAAUCCUCGGAGCCUCCGUGGUUCUGGCGGGAGGAGUCACUUAUCUUAUCUGGAACUACGUGUCCUCCUCCGGACACCAGAAGCCCGAAACACGGCCGCGAGAGGACGGAAGGAGUUCCGGAAGAGAAGAGACGAAGGAAAAAAGAAAGGAGACUCCUGUUGAACAAACUGUUUCUGCUGCCGAAGCUCCCACGACGUCACAGUCCUGUUCUGUGGAGUCUCAGGGGACCCAGGUUCUGGUUCUGGGUCUGGAUGGAUCUGGGAAGACCAGCCUGCUGCACUGCUUUUCCUGCGGCAUCCCGGAGCAGGACAUGGAGCCGACGCAGGGCUUCAACGCCGUCUCCAUCAACAGAGAAGACCUGCACAUCGAGUUCCUAGAGAUUGGAGGUAAAGAGGAUCUGCGGCCGUACUGGCAGAGGUACAUGUCCAAAGCUCUGCUGCUGGUGUUCGUGGUCGACUCCUCAGACCCACAGCUCUUCCCGGUCGCUAAGAAACAUUUACACGAGCUGCUGGCCUCCCACCCCCGCCUGCCUUUAAUGGUACUGGCCAACAAACAGGAUCUUGCAGGUUCCUGCAGCAUCACUGACCUCCAUGACGCCCUGUCUCUGUCGGAGGUGGGGGACCGCCGCUUGUUCCUCAUCGGUACCCACGUGAAGAAGGGCGAGGCGGAGCUGGGCUCAGGCGUUCAGGACGCUCGGGACCUGAUCGUCCAGAUGGUUUGCGAUGGCAGAUAAAGCUCAUAGUUGGUCGUCACUCUGUCCUGCACUUUUUUUCUCUUUACUGUCUCCACUACACCAAGUUGGCUGAAACUCCUUUAUUUAUUUGUGUUUUGGUACGUCACAGUUGGGAUAAAAAAAAAAAAAAACAACUCACUGUCGUCGUCAGAAAAGGGCCAGAUCUUAUUGUUUAUUUCCUUGUUUUUACUUAAACUGAUGGACAAUUCUAAAAACUUCAAACAAAAAAGUAUUUUUCCAGUUUGUCUCAGUAGAGGAUGGAUAGAGCCAUAAAUAUUUCACUUUACAAGACUGUUGGUAUGUGUUUGACAGCUUUAGAAGCAUUGUAAUGUUAUUUAGUACUGCAUUUUAAGAAGGAUCAUUAUGUCUUUCAUGUGUCAUAAUCAAUAGAAUCUAAAACACCUUGGCAUACGAGACUUAAAGCUCAUCAUAUCGGCUUAGAGCAGACUUCGGUGUGACUUCAUAUUUCAACGAAAAACGCAACUUAAGUAGCGUCUGUUAUACUUAUUAUUCAUUUUUCAGUCAGUAGCAUCGUUCUGCCAUGUGGGGACACCAGUGAGCAAAUGUUCAAGUGCAUCAGACUCUUAGUUACCAAAAUCUGAAGACUGUUACAGCUUUAAAAACACACUUUUCUGUUACACAUUCAUGGUAUUUGAUGUGUGUUUUCUGUUAAACCUGUUAAAGGGAACUUGCUUUAUCUUAAAGGAAUAUGAAACGGGAUGUUGUUGUUUUUGCCAUUCAGAGAGCUGACUUGCUGUUUUUUUUUUUAAUUUAAAUACUGUUUUAUUGGAGGAAAUUUGUGCCUGCAAGCUGUGGGAUGAGGCUGAACUACACUGUUGAUGUGUGGAACGCCUUCACAUGCACUGUUUCUGAGGGAUGUAAAGCAUUUGAAAGAGCACGUUUUCCAAAAAAAAUUACCAAAAUAUGUCCACUAAACAGUAAAUAUAGACAGUUUGAUACAUGUUGUUUUUUCACACUAUAAAUAAACUGUUUCCACAAA
Messenger RNA from Acanthochromis polyacanthus (spiny chromis), 1896 nucleotides. RefSeq names its product ADP-ribosylation factor-like 9 (gene arl9). The coding region runs from base 141 to 896 and encodes 251 amino acids. NCBI's taxonomy places the organism in Eukaryota, Metazoa, Chordata, Actinopteri, Pomacentridae. The record is from RefSeq and is a predicted model, not a curated record. Gene Ontology annotation, molecular function: GTPase activity; GTP binding. The transcript has 4 exons.